AUGCAGCUGCACUUCUCACCCGGCAUGAGAAGUAUAACGAUCUCGAACGGUGGCAAUGGCAAUGGAGGAGGGGGCGAUUUGAUGAAGAUAAAGGUUGCGCCUCGUCACAUUUCCUUCCGCUCGCUCUUCCAUGCCAUUUUGAUUCUUGCUUUUUUGUUGCCCUUUGUCUUCAUUCUUACAGCUGUCAUUACCCUCGAGGGUGUCAACAAGUGCUCCUCAUUUGAUUGUUUUGGAAGAAGGUUGACGCCAAAGCUUCUUGGUAGAAGUGAUGAUUCUGGGAGGACUGUCAAGGAUUUUGUUAAGGUCCUCAAUCAAGUGAACUCUGAGAAAGUGCCCGAUAUCCUGAAGCUCCCACAGUCUUUCAGUCAACUCGUUUCUGAAAUGAAAAAGAACAAGUACAAUGCAAAGGAAUUUGCUUUCAUUUUGAAAGGAAUGAUGGAGAAAUCAGAAAGGGAGAUAAGGGAGUCAAAGUUUGCAGAGCUAACAAACAAACACUUUGCUGCAAGCGCAAUUCCUAAGGGCAUUAACUGCCUCUCUUUAAGGUUGACCGAUGCAUACUCUUCCAAUGCUCAUGCACGCAAACAGUUGCCUUCACCAGAGUUUCUCCCUUUGCUUUCUGACAAUUCAUACCAUCACUUUGUAUUGUCUACCGACAACAUUCUUGCUGCUUCAGUUGUGGUCACAUCUGCUGUCCGUUCAUCUAUAAAUCCUGAAAAGGUUGUUUUCCAUGUCAUAACUGACAGGAAAACUUAUGCAGGCAUGCAUUCAUGGUUUGCCUUGAAUCCUGUCUCUCCUGCUACUGUUGAAGUGAGAGGAGUUCAUCAGUUUGAUUGGUUAACAAGAGAGAAUGUUCCAGUACUUGAAGCUGAGGAGAACCACAAUGGGAUUUGGAAUUACUACCAUGGAAAUCAUGUCGCUGGGGCCAAUCUUAGCACUACAUCCCCUAGGACAUUUGCCUCAAAAUUACAAGCUAGAAGUCCCAAGUACAUCUCAAUUCUCAACCAUCUACGCAUAUAUCUCCCAGAGCUUUUUCCAAACCUUGACAAGGUGGUUUUCUCUGAUGAUGAUGUUGUAAUUCAGCGUGAUUUGUCCCCUCUUUGGGAAAUUGAUCUUAAUGGGAAAGUUAAUGGAGCUGUUGAAACUUGUAGAGGUGAAGAUCUGUGGGUAAUGUCUAAGAGAUUUAGGAACUACUUUAACUUUUCUCAUCCGCUUAUAGCCGACAAUUUGGAUCCUGAUGAAUGUGCAUGGGCAUAUGGGCUGAAUAUUUUUGACUUGCGUGCAUGGAGAAAGACAAACAUCAGGGACACUUAUCAUGCCUGGUUCAAGGAGAAUUUGAAUUCAAAUCUAACUUUGUGGAAGCUUGGCACUUUACCUCCUGCUUUGAUUGCAUUUAAGGGUCAUGUUCAUCCAAUUGAUCCUUCCUGGCAUAUGCUUGGGUUGGGCUAUCAGAGCAAAACAAACAUUGAAAACGUGAAAAAGGCGGCUGUAAUUCACUACAACGGCCAGUCAAAACCAUGGUUGGAGAUUGGCUUUGAGCAUCUCCGGCCAUUUUGGAACAAGUAUGUUGAUUACUCUAAUGAAUUUAUUAGGAAUUGCCACAUCUUGGAGUAG
Messenger RNA from Fraxinus pennsylvanica, 1611 nucleotides. The record is from the annotation of a GenBank genome assembly. NCBI's taxonomy places the organism in Eukaryota, Viridiplantae, Streptophyta, Magnoliopsida, Lamiales, Oleaceae.